Messenger RNA from Saccoglossus kowalevskii, 2166 nucleotides. Its product is annotated as solute carrier organic anion transporter family member 4C1-like. Gene Ontology annotation, molecular function: protein binding. NCBI's taxonomy places the organism in Eukaryota, Metazoa, Hemichordata, Enteropneusta, Harrimaniidae. Gene Ontology annotation, cellular component: basolateral plasma membrane. The record is from RefSeq and is a predicted model, not a curated record. Gene Ontology annotation, biological process: transmembrane transport; sodium-independent organic anion transport.
AUGUCUGAGACUGAGAUGACGAGAAAGGAUAUUGGUGAGAACGGAGAUGCCAAUGUGGAUAACGGGAAUAUUGACAAAGGCCCGCGUGGCUCUGUUGCUUCGGAAAUAAGUAGCUUCCAGAUGGAGACAGAUUCACUACUUUGUGGAUGGCUUAGCCUUCGACCGUCAUGGAUGCAACGUUUCGCAACUCCAAACUGGUUAACAACGAUACUGGGGACGUUGAUGUUUAUACAGGGGUUUGCCAUCAACGGGAUCGUGUACAUGAGUUUGUCAAGCAUUGAGAUUCGGUUCGGACUUACCAGCACAGCAAUAGGAAUCAUCGUGGCCACCUAUGAUUUUACAGUCAUGGUUCUCAUUGUAUUCGUCUCGUACUUCGGUGCCACGAGGAAUAAACCCAAAUUACUUGGCAUUGGAGCUGUGAUCAUGGGGUGUGGAUCCUUAACGUGGGCUAUCCCACACUUCACUACUGGUCUGUACGAUUACGACGCUGCGUACGGCGAAGGAGACACUCUAUGCGUGCCUGGUAGAAACACUUCACAAAUAAUAAGUGACUGCAAGGAAGAGGAAUGGGGGGACCUGUCAUAUUAUUUUUUCGUUUUCGUAUUUGCUCAAGUGCUUCAUGGAAUUGGUGCAUCACCUAUAUACACGGUGGGAUACGCAUUUUCUGAUGAGAAUGCAUCUCACAGAAGAGCGGCUUGGUAUUUAGGUAUACUAAGCGCAUGCUCCGUGUUUGGUCCUACUGUUGGAUUUCUGGUUGGUUCCUAUUUCCUCACUAUUUAUGUAGACCCACUUCACCAAGACGAUUUGACGAUAGAUAAUACAGAUCCGAGUUGGGUUGGUGCCUGGUGGAUCGGAUUCAUAUUAGCAUGGAUCUUAGCCUGGCUCAUAUCCUUACCGGUAGGAGCGUUUCCUCAAGAAUUACCAGGAACUAAACACAUCCAGCAUGAACGUCAGUCGCAGGCACAUCACAAUGACGACACGGAAUUACUUCAAACAAGAGCAGACUUUGGGGAAGGAUGGAAAGACAUGUGGCCAGCAACUAAAAUGCUUUUCAAGAAUCCAUUUUAUUGUUUCAUGGCCGCCAGUAAAACAGCUAUAACAUUUGUGGUAGUUGGAUUCCUUCCUUUUAUUGUCAAGUUUAUUGAAAACCAAUUCGGUCUUACAGCAUCCCAGGCUGGCCUGAUACUGGCUGCGACUUCCAUGCCUGGCGCUGCUGGAGGAACUUUACUUGGUGGAUGGGUUAUUAAAAAAUUCAACUUGAAAGUCAUAGGCACAACACGAUUCUGCCUAGCUGCAUCAUUUAUAACGAUGUGUCUGUUUCCAAUAUUUCUUCUACAAUGUCCGGAACAACAAGUAGCGGGCGUCAUUACAUCGUACAACAGUUCAGAUACGAGUGAUCUUGACGAAGUCAACCUUAACCAUCCAUGUAACUCUGUGUGUGGUUGUGCUGGUACUGAGACAUUUGAUCCAGUCUGUGGAACCAAUAAUCUGCUAUAUUUUGAUGCGUGUUAUGCUGGUUGCCUGGAUACCCCGGAUGAUGGAGAGACGUAUUACAACUGCAGUUGCAUCUUUUCGGAAAACGAAAGUGGUGACUCGCCGGAAGCUCUAUCUGGAAAGUGCGUAUACGAUGGUUGCUGGCAACUUCCGGUGUUCGCUGUAGGAUUUUUCCUCAUUAUGCUGAUGAUGUUCUUGUUGAUGGCCCCAAGUAAUAUUUUGACAAUGAGGUGUGUACCAGAUCAGCAGAGGUCACAUGCCCUUGGAAUGUGUUCGAUUAUUUAUCGAUGUUUUGGAUCUAUCCCAGGGCCGAUUGUUAUCGGCGCAGUAAUUGACAGUUCGUGCUUACUAUGGCAAGAGGUCUGUGGAGAUAGCGGUACUUGCUGGAUAUAUGAUAACCACGAGUUUGGUUUGAAAUUUGUCGUUAUCGGAGCUAUAGGUACUGGUAUUGCCGUACUUUGUUGUCUGGGUGGUCUUCUAACUUACAAACCACCACCAGAGCCAUCUAAAGAUGAAAAGUUAGAUUCAGCUAAUGGGGAACCAUUGUCGACGAUGGAAACUGAGACAACCUCAGCUAUAAAAAGGGAGAGAAGCACAGUGUCACUUCUUGGAUACACGAAAACAGAUCCGAACAAUGAGAUCACCGAAACCAUGCCAGAAAACAGGUUAUAA